GGGUUUGGAUUUCUUUGGAAACUUUUUCUUACCCUGAAAACGUCUGGCCCUUGUAAAAUCCCUCUCUCCCCCUCUGUUUGUUUGCAGAAGAAGAGAAUCCACGACUCAUCAUCCUCUCUGAAAUGCCAUUCUUUCAUUUGAGAUUGUCUGUUCCGGAAUGUGUAUAUUGUGGAUAAUAGUUAGAAUGCUGAAAAAUUGGUUUCUGCAAGUGGGUGGCUCCAUUAUUCCUAUGAGAAGGAGAUUGUCUGUUCCGGAAUGUGUUCCGGGCACCCUUUUGUGGCCGCUGUUUGGCUAUGUGGUGGACUGCACACAUUUGCAACCAAGCACAAUGCAGUCAAUUUUUCGGGUUUCUGUCAUGAAGAAUGUGCCACCCUCUCUUGGGUUUAGUAGUUCCUUCUCAAGACUCCACUCUCUUGGAGCACUGCCAAUGAGCAUCAAUGCAGGAGAAACACUUGAUUCUGAUGAGUGUGGGGAGUCAAAACUUGGGGCAGAUUCAUCUAAGAAGCAUACUUUGAAUGGGGUGGUUCAGUUGGAUAGUUAUUCCAACUCGGGUGAAAUUUAUAUCAAUGAUCAUUGUAAGGAAAGCCAAAGAAGAAGAAAGAUAGGUCUAGCAAACAAAGGUAGAGUUCCAUGGAAUAAAGGCAGAAAACAUAGUGCAGAGACUCGUGAGAAGAUCAGACAGAGAACAAUACAAGCCUUGAGAGAUCCCAAGGUUAGACAGAAGAUGUCUGAAUGUCCCCGUACUCACAGCGAACAAAGCAAGGCAAAAAUACGGUCUUCACUCCGCCGGGUCUGGGGAAAGCGCUUGAAAUGGAAACGGUCAAGGGAGAAAUUUUAUCUGUCAUGGGCAGAAAGCAUAGCAAAGGCGGCUAAGAAAGGUGGGAGUGACCAAGAAGAACUAGAUUGGGAUAGCUAUGAUAAGAUAAAAGAAGAGAUAGCUCUUCAACAGCUUCAGUGGGCUGAAAACAAGAAAAAGGCAAAGGAACUUGCAAAGAUGAGAGCAGAGAGAGCUGCACGGGCCAGAGCAGAAAAGAUGGCAAUGCUUGCUGAAAAGAGAAGAGAGCGGGAACGGCAAGCAGAAGCAAGAGGAGAAAUAAAGAGAGAGACAACUAGGAAAUCAAAGGAAGACAAAGAAGAGUUAGCAGUUGCCAAGGGCUUAAAACUCAAAGAGAGAUUAACAAAGCUUCACAAGAAGAAAUCCAUAAAUGGUCAAGUUGCAAGUCUAAGGGAGAUGGUUAUCUCUCAGAUCCCAGCUUGUGAGAAAUUGGAUCUGGAGUUCAUAAAAAGAGAGAGAAUGCAAAGAGAAGUCUCUCUUGCAGAUCAGAUUCGUGCUGCCAAGAGCAAAAGGGCACAAUCAGCAAUGAGGGAAGCUCUGACUGAGCUAUCCCCCAGUUACCCGUCCAGUGCAAGAUCGAGUUAAAUGAGCUUAGGAUCCACUACUUUGCAGCAAUGGGAAACAUAACAUGUCUGAAGGUCAAGGAGACAGUUUCUUUAUAUGUUGUUCAUUUGCUUCUUAGUUCCUUACUGCUAUUCCUUUCUGCACUUUGAUUUCUGUCCAUUGGGAGGGACUGAAAAAUCACAGCAUCUUGCAACAGAAAUUCCAUUCCCAACUUGGUAUGGAGUUCCAAAUUUUCAUUCAUUUCAAGGAUGUAUCAUUUCAUGACUGAAUUAUCAUCACUCCAUAUCAUGGAUAUUUGCUACUGUUUAAACUUGGGAACUGGGGAUUAAAUGUGAUGAAGUUGUCAACUUGACUCGAAAAUUCAACCAUGAUGCUUAGAAAUGGACUGACUUUUAUCAUUUCUGUAAUCAAAUGAACAUUGUUCUGCUUCUUCUUUUAGUCCAGAUUUUGUUGUUCUUUAUUUACUUUGCUUUUAUUCUCCAUGGCAUGGAGAAGACUGAUGAACCUUUUUCCUGAAAACAGAUGGUGAAAGAAGUAAAUCAGUUGUACAACACCCCCAUUUCGGGUAUCAGUUUGAACCAAAGCAAAUUUCGAUCUACAGUGAAAAUCUUCCAGGGAGCAGUUCAGAACAAGCUGUUCAUCAUAGCUCUUCCUCAUGUGACUAACAGACUAGAGGAUGAAGGAGUUGAAAUAAGUAAGAACUUAGUUGUCCUUGAUCAUUCUACCUGAUCAGUUUUGGGAACCUUUUAAGAGUAUUUUUAUUGACCCUUUUACAUAAAUCAAAGGCUCUGAUUGAUUUUUA
Molecule: messenger RNA, 2201 nt
Organism: Vitis vinifera (wine grape)
Lineage: Eukaryota; Viridiplantae; Streptophyta; Magnoliopsida; Vitales; Vitaceae
Exons: 7
Coding region: 158-1420 (420 amino acids)
Molecular function (GO): DNA binding
Source: RefSeq, a predicted model, not a curated record